Molecule: messenger RNA, 336 nt
Organism: Auxenochlorella protothecoides
Lineage: Eukaryota; Viridiplantae; Chlorophyta; Trebouxiophyceae; Chlorellales; Chlorellaceae
Exons: 2
Coding region: 1-336 (111 amino acids)
Source: RefSeq, a predicted model, not a curated record
AUGCUGCCCAUCCACCCUUCUGCAAAAAAGGCAGCCAUCGGCCUGUUGAGUCUGUGCUAUGCCGCAUGGUUCAUCCUGCUUGGCAUUGGAGUGGCUCGCUAUGAAGAGCUCCCUACCCGCCUGAAGUCCUCCGACCUGCCCCUGCACCACUUUGAUCGCUUCUUCAGGGCAACCGGCGCCCUCCUCGUGCUUGGCCUGCUCGGCAUCCGUGCACUGACAGCGGUCCUCUUCCCUGGUCUUUACCCGGGUUCGCAACUCCUAGCCCCUGGCCUGAUAUACUCCCUGCAACUCCUGCUGCGCUGGGGCCUGUACUACCUGCACCUCUCUGGUGAGUGA